AUGUCAACGGCAGUUGCAUCCGUGACGGCAGCUCCAUUGUCCUCACCACAUACCACCCGCGACCCAAGUCCGAAGAACUGCCCGACCUUGGCGCCGCCAGCCGGCGUCCCGGCGAAUUCCUCCCCUUCGCGCAUGUCGACCACAUCUCAAGAUGGACCGGCCAGAGGCACACCCGAGCGGAUAGAUCCAUCAUCUCCGUCUCAGGGUAGCACCGGCCCAAGGAUUACCGUGAAGAAGGAACCGCCAUCGUCGCCGCGCAUGCAGAGUCGCCCUCGGCCCCGAAAGUUGGAUUUGUCGACCAGCCUUCCGUCUUCCAGUGGCCUCCAGGUGCGUCCACCGGGAGGGCCCAUGACCGCUCGGGAAGGUUUCACCAUGCAAAAUGUGGGACUGGCCUGCCUGUCGCCCGGCUUCCAGACACAUGAUCCGGUGAUGAGAGAACAGCUACAGCGCAGUAUGUCAGUACGGGAACAGCAGCGGUCAAUAAUCGAGGCGCGGUUACAGAAAUCGGCCAAGGAUGAAGGCCCCGAGGGAGUUAAACCGUCCGAGUCGAAGUUCAUGGCCGUACCGAAAUCCGGUUCUAAGCGACGCCCUCCUGGUCUUUCUAUCGUCCCCCCUUCUGCUUCCCAGUUCGCCAAUGAGCGGGUGAUUCAAUCAGCUCCGUUGAACCAGACUUUCACUGGUCGGUAUCAACCUCAACCAUUGACCCGCCAUAUCGUCAACCAGAGCCCGACGCUAGGCUCGACAUCGCAUAUGCACCACAUUCCCGCCACUCAAACCAACAAUCGCCUUCCUCCUCUCUCCGAUGUCUUUGGAUCAGAUACACUGGGUGGUCGGGACCGUGAUCGGGAUCGCCCCAGUCUGUACCCUAAUGCAUCCAGCAGCAACUCCUCCCAGUCAAACCUAGCACCCCUACCAUCCCCCGGUCUGCCCGGUAACAUGUCCCAAACACCUACCAGGCCACGGGAAUACCGCUCCGCCGAGGAGGCAGUUCAGGAGAUGUCCGGUGGACGGGAAGAGCUGCUUCCCCGCAUCGUGCACUACGGCGGUCACCAACCUCCUACUCCCCCGUCGCCCCAUGCUGGCUAUAUGGCCCCCAAGACCGCACCGUUGGUCAGUGAACCAGCCCCCAGCGCCCCUCCGGCCCAUCCAAUGUACUCUACCGAUGCCACUGCUCGCCGUCGUCCCCGGAGUGAAUAUGAGCAGGACAAUGGAAGCCCGCCCCUAGGCCAUGGUCCCGAUCCUCACGGCAGACCCAAUCCUGCUGCGACGAUGGGGCCCAACUCCACCUUCCCCGGUCCGUUUGGCGCAGGCAGGGACUCGCCAGAGACUCAGCGGAGAAAGAAGGAAGAGUUUUUGGGCCUGUGUGCCCGCGCUUGGGAUUUGUUCCACUCUUGA
This is a messenger RNA of Penicillium brasilianum, 1395 nucleotides long. Lineage: Eukaryota; Fungi; Ascomycota; Eurotiomycetes; Eurotiales; Aspergillaceae. The record is from the annotation of a GenBank genome assembly.